CCACACAAGAGCUAUGAUGGCUGAAAAGGAGAAGGAAAGGGAGCAGAGAAGGUUUGUUUGUGUGCACAAGACAUAAUUAGCAACUCAUUUAAAUCUACUUUGUGAAUUUUUAGCUGGAGCAGAUUUUUCUACAGCCAGUGGCAAACAUUAAACAACUCAAUUCCAGCACCCUUUUUCAUUCACAGGUGAUGAUGUAAAAUGUUUUUGUUUUUUCAGCAGACACAUGGACAAACAAUUUAAUUUGUAUAUUUGUAUUGUUGGUCACUAUUUUCACACACCAGUACCAUUUUGUCGUCUCAAGGAUUCGAAUGAAGAAAAUGGCAUAGAGGAGAAGAGCUGAAGAAAAGAGGGAGCUCCGCCGUGACUGCAACAGCUCAGUGGAUGAGGACAAGCCUAGCCCAGAGCAAAGAAGAAACCAAAGGACAUGACUGAAGAGGAGAGACGAGCCCAUGUUAAUGAACUCAGGCACCAAUCCAGAGCUCGUCAGAACCCCCAGAAGAAAAGAUGGGCCAGAGUAAAAAAUGCCAAUUAUCAGAAGCAGUACCGAGAAAGGCAAAAGGCUUCGUCACUACCACAGCCUGCUACCACUGCUCCAGUGGCCCAGCCUCAACCAGCCCCAGUGUUUGCCUCGCCCCCACCUUCCACCACAGCCCCAGUGUUUGCCUCGCCCUGCCUCGGUGUUUGCCUCGCCCCAGCUUGGCCCGGCCCGGGUGUUCGCCUCGCCCCAGCCUUUGCCCCCAGCAGUGUGUUCCUCCCCCCAUCUAUCUUUGUCCUGUCACUGCCCCAGUAUUUGCCUCCUCACUCCUCAACGCUCUGAACUUGUGAACACCAGUCCCCAGACAGUCCCCGCUUCUUAUAGAAAGGCCAGUUGCACCGCCCUCAACUGCUACUCCCAUAAGGGCUGGCAAAACAAUGAAAAACAUACCAUCGGGAAUUAAGUCAGACAUCAAGAGGAAAUUAAGAACCUCUGGGGAGUAUGCCGAUGUUGUGCGACACCUGGCGACUCCCUGGACACCGGAAAAAAGGAGGGCCCUACUUGCUGUAGGGGUACAGCAGCACCUCGGUAGGCCCUUACAACCUGUGCCUCAGCAGAAGGUACAGCCCAGUUGAGGGAAGCGUACACCAUCUCUGGUUCAAACUCGAGCUUUCUGUGAUGUGCAGGUAACGACUUUCAGUAUUUCUUUUAACCUUUUCAUUCGUACGUAUUUAUGAAAGUUAUUACUACCAAUCUAAGUGGGGUCCUACUUUUGUGUGUCUAGGUAUUUUUUUUUCUGCCCAUUCAUUGAUGGGGAUCCAGCAACACUUUUGUGAAAUGACCUUUGAUGUUUUGAAAAGCAUUUCAGUAUUUGAAGACAAAACUUGAUUGUCACAUACAAUGCACUUCACUUUGAAUGAAGUUUUCAAAUGGAAUUUUGUCAUCAAUAAUAAUUUCAAUGGAUUGUCCAUUGCUAAAAUAUUCCUUUCAUAAUUUAUCCGCAGGCUUUCUAUCUGCGGCAGGAUGUGGCCAGAGUUUUGCCUCAUAAGAGGUAUGCCAUGAAGGCUGGCCCAGGGCGCAUCAUGCUGAUGACACUAAAAAGAGGCCUUCAUUUUGUUCAAGAAGGAGAAUCCAGAUGCCGCAAUUGGCGUUACCAAGUUUACUACCCUCCGCCCAAAGACAGUCCGACUGAUUGGGCAAGGAACACCGGAGACAUGUGCAUGCAUGUACUGCCUCAAUGUCCGGCUGAAAAUAGAGGUCCUCAAUCGAGUGAUGGCUCGCAAUCUAGAAGAUUUCCGGAUGCCGCCUGAAACUCGAUUGUUGGACCUUCUAUUGUGUGCUAAGGAAGCAGGCAGUGACUGGCACCACCCUGCUUGCCAAGAAGGUAUGUUUUGUUGUGUCAUUCAUUGUUACUCUUAUUCACCUGUUAGACAAGAAUUUUAACAAAGGAUAUUUUUAACUGCCUAUUAAUCUAUUUUACAAUUUUGGUUACAGGUAAAUGCAGUAAGUGCCAGGAUCCCUCAAACUUCCUGCAAGGACAGUUUGGCCGUUAUGGGGCCACCAUCACUCCCUGGCAGCAUUGGGAGUGAAUCUCAAAGGAGGGGAGGAUGAGGCUUGAACUUUUGUCCAAGCAAGGGACUCUUAGAGUAAGUUUCUUAUGAGCUGAAUUAUUUUUUAGCCCAAUUUUCCACGUCCUGUUUUAUUUAUUAAUUGUAGAAAGCACUGAAGUAUUAUGAAAAGUUUUGAUACUUUAAAGAUAUUUGCCGGUAACCAUGGUUAUGUUCAACCUCUAUAAUUUCUUGUUUGGACCUUCAGCUGAGAUGUAAAACCACUUUCUAGGAAGGGUGGAAAAUAAAAUACACACUCCCUUUAAUUUUGAAAAUGACAUGAAAUUGAAAUAGUAUAAUGUUCUCUCCCACAGCACUGAAAGCAGUAUUAACUUAGCUUGAUUGAUGGUUUAUUAUUUCAACCAUAUUCCACUUUCUUUGACAGGGAACUCCUGGAGGAAUUUAUUAGAAAGGACAUCCUCCAGCCAUCCCAGGGAAACACCUUUGUGCGCCACCUCCACACCUUCUUUUGGCAGUACCACCAGUACUGCCAUCUGAAGGACACCCUUCAGGCAGACGAAGCAAUCAGGGUGAUGGACUUAUCCGAAAAUAGGAAAGCCUCAUAUACCGUUGAGGUGAAGAGUGCCCAUUUUGGCAAGUCUCAGAUCACCAUGCAUCCCAUCGUCUGCUUCUACCGAAGUGGUGAAGGACUAGUGAGGCACAGCAUGGUUUUCAUGUCAGACGAUAUAUGUCAUGAUUAUCAUGCUGUGCACCAUUUCACUGUGAUGUCCUUAGAGGCUUUGGCCAAGACAUCACCCACUGUACAAGAAAUGCACAUAUUCAGUGAUGGCUGUGCUGGCCAGUACAAAGGAAAGGGAACCUUUGCUAACCUUAGCCUGUACACUGGCCAAAAGAUACAACAUGUUUUCUUUGGGUCGGAGCAUGGGAAGGGGGAGGCUGACAGUGAGACUGGAGUCAUCAACCAGGCUGUGGACCGGGCGGUAACCUCAGGGAAGCUCACCGUCAAGGAUGCUGGAGACCUCUUUGCCUGGUGUGACAGAGAGCUGGUCAGAUCUCUGGACGGUUUCCGACGGUAAUUCUUCCUGGUUGGAAAAAAUGAAAUCCCAAGGGACCGUCCAGAGACUGAUGUGAUCACCAUCCCUGGGACCCGGAGGAUCCACCAGGCGGAGAGGAUCAUCAAUUAUAAUAUAAGGACCAGG
Aplysia californica (California sea hare) is the source of this 3242-nucleotide messenger RNA. RefSeq lists its product as uncharacterized. The record is from RefSeq and is a predicted model, not a curated record. The transcript has 3 exons. NCBI's taxonomy places the organism in Eukaryota, Metazoa, Mollusca, Gastropoda, Aplysiida, Aplysiidae. The coding region runs from base 2616 to 3119 and encodes 167 amino acids.